AUGGGCCUCCUCACCAUCCUCAAAAAGAACCGCCAGAAGGAAAAGGAGAUUCGUCUGUUGAUGCUCGGUCUCGACAAUGCCGGCAAGACCACCAUUCUAAAGCGAAUCAACGGCGAGGACAUUGACACCAUCUCUCCCACCCUCGGCUUCAAUAUCAAAACCCUCGAGCACAACGGGUUCAAGAUGAACAUUUGGGAUGUUGGUGGACAAAAGUCGAUUCGUUCAUACUGGAGAAACUACUUUGAGCAAACGGACGGUCUUGUCUGGGUGGUAGAUUCUGCAGACAGGUUGCGUCUGGAUGAUUGUAAAAAAGAGCUGCAUGAGUUGCUCCAGGAAGAGCGUCUUUCGGGUGCAUCACUGCUGGUGUUUGCAAACAAGCAGGAUCUCCCUGGAGCAUUAACAGACGACCAGAUCCGAGAGGCACUUGAACUGGAUUCGAUUGCAACCCAUCAUUGGGCUAUCCUCGGAUGCAGUGCAAAGACAGGCGCGCACCUUCUCAAGGGCAUGGAUUGGGUUGUAGGCGAUAUCGGAUCUAGAAUCUACCUCCUCGAUUGA
This is a messenger RNA of Linnemannia hyalina, 555 nucleotides long. NCBI's taxonomy places the organism in Eukaryota, Fungi, Mortierellomycota, Mortierellomycetes, Mortierellales, Mortierellaceae. The record is from the annotation of a GenBank genome assembly.